This is a messenger RNA of Aspergillus pseudotamarii, 1044 nucleotides long. Its product is annotated as AMMECR1 domain-containing protein. The record is from RefSeq and is a predicted model, not a curated record. Lineage: Eukaryota; Fungi; Ascomycota; Eurotiomycetes; Eurotiales; Aspergillaceae. Bases 1 to 1044 code for a protein of 347 amino acids. The transcript has 2 exons.
AUGGCAACCCCCGCUCAUUGCUAUUACUGCUUUGAGUGCCUCGCCGCCUCGUAUAAAGGCCAAGAGCACAUUAGCCUCACAGCCGUGGAGGAGCUAUGGGAACGAUACGAGCAAUUUAAGAAAGUUUCCGCUCUCCAGGACAACGAUGAGUCGGUUUCUCUGCGGGAGAGCGCGAGUCUUGGCCUGCAGUCUGGAGAUGACGAUGAUGGCAUAGACGAUGUAUCCUCUAAACCCAAGAACGGCCCGCGGGGACUGAAAUUACCAAAUAUCAGCCGCCUCCAGAGCCAGGCCUCAUCGGAUUCGAGCUCCGCCACCACACCCUCGAGUAAUUCCUCACACUCAGGCCUAUCUGGUUCCACUCCUACUACCACCAUGACCACACCAAGCUCACAGUCGCUGCAAUCUGAUGCGAGCGGCUGGAGACGUCAAAGGGCAAAAGAUCAGCAGUAUCCGUUAUUUGUAACUUGGAACACCCUCUCCAGGAGCGGCCGUAAGUCACUUCGCGGUUGUAUUGGGACUUUCGAGGCGCAGGAACUUGCUGCAGGUCUAGAGUCCUACGCUAUGACUUCUGCGUUCGAAGAUACCCGCUUUACUCCAAUUCCAGCCGCCGCUAUACCUACCCUGUCAUGCUCUUUAACCCUCCUUGGGUCCUUUGAGCCCUGCACUAACGCUCUAGAUUGGGUUCUCGGGGUCCAUGGAAUCCGUAUCUCUUUUAUUAACCGCGGUCGACGCUACGGUGCAACCUACCUACCGGACGUUCCUGUGGAGCAAGGAUGGACCAAAGAGCAGACAUUGAAAAGCUUGAUGGAGAAAGCAGGCUGGGAUGGUGGCCACGAAAGCAUGACUAGGAGAUUUCUAAGAGGUAGCAGCAGUGGAGGUCACACCUCCAACUCCAACAAGCCAUGGGAGCAGGUCUCCGACUUCCGAGUCGUCAAGUAUCAAGGGCUGAAGGCCUCUGCGAGCUACGCCGAAUGGCAGGAAUGGCGGCAGUGGGUUCUCUCUCUGGGGGAUGGGAGUGAGAAGUUGUUGGGUUCAGCUGUAUGA